Molecule: messenger RNA, 3582 nt
Organism: Xyrauchen texanus (razorback sucker)
Lineage: Eukaryota; Metazoa; Chordata; Actinopteri; Cypriniformes; Catostomidae
Product: regulation of nuclear pre-mRNA domain-containing protein 2-like
Exons: 10
Coding region: 190-3555 (1121 amino acids)
Biological process (GO): mRNA 3'-end processing
Cellular component (GO): RNA polymerase II, holoenzyme
Molecular function (GO): RNA polymerase II complex binding
Source: RefSeq, a predicted model, not a curated record
AAGGAAGAAAAAGGAAGGGAAGAGAAAAGGGAAGAAAACAGAAAGACAUACAAACAGAAAGAAAGAAAAAGAAUGAAGAAAGAACGAAUAUGCAAAAGAAAGAGUGAAAGAAAGAAAGAAAGAAAGAAAAGAGAGAGAAAGAAAGAAAUAUCCCACUGAUCGCCAUUGAGACGGUGAGUAUUUGAGUAGAUGUGUGUGGACAGUGGCGGAUCCAGUAAGCUCCAUGAUGUUGCAGUAUCCACACAUGAACCUGUAGGCGGCAGCACCGCGAACUACAUGACUGGAAAAAUGGCGGCUGGAAGUGCAGGCGCUGGCGGCCACAACAGUGGCUCGUCGCCUGCUCUGGAGUCCACUUUAGACCGUCGCUUUCAGACUUUAACCAACACAAUGGAAUCCAUUCAGGGACUAUCCCUCUGGUGCAUCGAGAACAAAAAAUAUAACAGCGUGAUCGUGCGGUACUGGAUGAAGUGGAUGCGCAAAUCGGAAGCAUCUCACAGGCUUAAUCUCUUCUAUCUGGCUAAUGAUGUCAUUCAGAACUGUAAAAGGAAAAACGCCAUAGUCUACCGUACCACCUUUACUGAUGUGCUGCUAGAAGCUAUCAAGCUUGUCAGUGCCAUGAAGGAUUCUAAAAUGAUCAAGUCUGUGGGAAGGAUCUUGUCCAUUUGGGAGGAGAGAAAUGUGUAUUCAGAGGAGUUCAUCGGCCAGCUGAGGAACGGAUUAGUUCAGACAGAAGAACCACCAAAAGUUUCAGCUCCUGCCAGCUCCAAAGCUGCCCUGAAAUCCAAGAUUGUGGCUGAGUUUGUGCCCUCAGCAUUUAUCGAGCAUCUGUCCAAGUACAGAAACUCCAUGGAUGACAUUGAACAAAAAGAGAAACAGUUAGCAGCCAUGCGUGUGGAUGUAUGCAGUACAGAGGCUCUGAAGAAACUGAAAGACAAGGCAGGAGGUAAGAGGUUCUCCAGGGAUUUUGAAGAUGGGAGCGCAAAGCUUCAGGAGUUUGUCUCUUUUCUGGAUGGAGAGGUCAAAAAAGGCCCUCCCUUAAUGGAGGCUCUAGAGAACGCAGACAUAUUCUACGAGAUGCAAUAUAAAGAGGUCAAGAUUGUCGCUAAAGCCUAUGAGACGUUUGCAAACCGAGUUUCACACCUAAAGUGUAAGCUCGAUGCACUGAAGGCUAUGCUUCCCGAUCCCAAUGACUCGCCCAUCCCUUCCCCCAUUGAAGAUGCCCCUUCGCCCACAGGCUCAGAGUCGCCCUUCCAUUCCCUGGGUAAGAUUGGUAUCCCAGACCCAGAGCUGGAUGGACAGGCAAUGGAGGAAGACAUGAUUGCUUUGGGUGAUGCUCCCAGCCCUCUCUCAUCUGUUGGGGGUUCCCCAAAACCUGGUGACCCGUUGGGAGACAAAGACAAUCGUGAUGUAGAGGACAUGGAGCUCUCGGAUGUAGAGGAGACUGAAACACCUGCCAUCAUAGUAGAGGAACAUGUGGUUCCUGCUGUUGUGUCCAAGCCAUCCUCUGUUACUGAGAAUGUCACAGAAUCUUUACAAAAUAAGGAAGGCACUCCAACAAAAAAGACCACAGCCCCAUCGGUGACGGGUCCCUCAACAACACAGUCACUGCCAGUGAACCUUGCUGGCGUUGAUCUAGGCAAGAUCAGCUCCAUCCUGAGCACAAUCACAAACGUUAUGAAGAAUUCAGCUGUAGGAGUUAGUCCCGUGUCUCUGUCUUCCCCAAGCAUACCCUCCACUCCAAUCUCAACUCUGAAGAUUCCCCCUACUGCUUCUCCUUCUGCCAACCCACUGGCCAGCUUUCUCUCUAGGGUGGACAUCAACACCAACACCCUACUCAGUGUCCUAUCCAAAACACAAUCCCAAGGUGGUCUUCAGGGUCUUUCGUCUUUACUAAACAACCAAUCAGCAAAGACCACCUCAACUUCAGCUUCAAAUCCUCAAAAACCAUACCUCACCCCUCCAUUAACAGCACAUGCUCAACCACCUCCUAAAGUCAUACCAACUUCAUCUGGUGACACAUUGGCCAGAGAUCCUACCCCUCAAGUAUGUGUGGAUCCCACGUCUACUCAAUCCGAUAUGAUGAACGAGAAAGUAAAUCCCAACUCCUCUGUCAACUCCACCCUGGACUCCAAGAUCGACAACAUCCUCCAAGGGCACUCAUCUCUAAAAGGAUUUAAUUUGGGCUUCCCAUCUGUUCUGCCAUGGCCAAAGGGAACUGUUGAUAGCCCCUUAGCAAAUGCAGAGAACCUUGGUGGAACCCCCGUAAGGGACGAGGCUGGUUCCACACCAACUCAAGAUGAGAUUAUGGAUGUCCCAAUAUCAGAGCCCUUUCUGUAUCAGCAGGGACAAAUAGCAUCUACAGAUGCUAAAUCUACAUUCUCACUUCCAUCUCAACCAGAACAACAUUUUCAUUCUGAUCCAAGAUCACAAGCUGGUACAGAAAUUCACCAGAACAUUGUACAAGCAGAAAAGGCCUCCCAAAGCUCCGUGCCCUCUCUCGCAGGGGCAGAAGCCAACCGGCGUCAACUUAUCAAAGCAAUGGGCUCUACUUCUGUGCCCAGCAACCAGCAACAUUCAAGUGACAAACCUGGUGCCAUACAUCAGGAGCCAAGACGAAAUACUGCAAUCAGUGAUGCAGGACGAGAAGGUAACUUGUAUGGUGAGAUGUAUCGAGAUGGUCAAGUGCAGCAAGUGAUGGCCAACUCGGGCCCGUAUGGAGCAGAGUCGUACCACACCCAAGAUACAAGACAGAAUCUUGCCGAGCCUACCUUCUUCACCUCACCUCUACCACCUAUCCCAAACCUUCCACCUCCACCUCAAGACUUCUUGCCUCCAGCUUCUUCCUUGAGGCCAGGCGGUUCUCACAUUCACAUGAAUUUGGAAGAAACUUACAGUGAAGCUGAAGCAGGUGUUGGUGGCUCGUAUGGCCCAAACUCUAAUUAUGAUGAGCAUUUAUCUCAUGAGGUUCCAAACAGGGAGCCUUUCCAUCCACAUGGGGAUGGGGCAUCUUACUCUGCUAUUCCACCAAACCAUAUCCCCAAAAUCCCACCCAAUGAGACUGUAGAUUACAACCAUCAACAUCUAACAAGAGUGCCUCUGCAGCACCCUCCAAGUAUGCCACGCCACCACAUUGAGUCUCCUCCUGUAAGGGGCUACCAUGAUGACCGAAGCCCUCCACAACCCUUGGCUGAUGAUCCGUACUUUGACCCAUACUAUGAUCAUCCACCUCGUAGCCCCUCUCCACCUCACUAUGACAUGCACUCUGUUUCCCCUGGUGCACAUGAGUAUUUCCCUAAAGAGAUACCACCUCACUAUCCAGAACACAGGGUUCGCCCUCACCUAGAGCACAGGCCUCGGCCUCCCCACCAUGUCCGUGCACCUCACCCUGGGCACUAUCCACCACCUCGGCCCUUCCGUCGACCACCGCCAGUUCCAUAUGACCAUGUACCACCCUUCCCUAGAGGCAAGCAUCCUGGUCCACCUUUUGGAGGACCUCCUAGAGGUGCUGGUCCUUUUUAUCCUCCUAAAAGGCCUUUCCUUCCUCCACGUUACUGAAUUGUUGCUUAUUGUGGUUCUUAAGCU